This is a messenger RNA of Lolium perenne, 2784 nucleotides long. RefSeq lists its product as uncharacterized. The record is from RefSeq and is a predicted model, not a curated record. NCBI's taxonomy places the organism in Eukaryota, Viridiplantae, Streptophyta, Magnoliopsida, Poales, Poaceae.
AAUAGCAUACCACUUGCCAUCCCUACCAAGGAGCAGUAGUUUGCUUGACUUGACUCAGCCAGGCCAGUCGUAAAAAACAGGGUUUGGGGGAUGAGCAUUGGCUCCUUCUUUCUUCGCAGCAAUGCAGCAUCAGCCUACUGCUGAAGCUCUCCCCCACCCACACGGCUUGCCCUUGGCCAACCUUCUCGAUUCCAUCCGUCAGUCGUCGCCGCCUCACUAAGUUUUCUUAUCUGCGGCGGAGAAAAGAAGGAGAGAGAGAUGAAGGCGGACGUUGCUGUCUCCACCUUCUCUCUUCUGCGAUCCUGAAUUCGUGAGUCCAAACUGCAUCUCCGGCAUUCUCUAUCAGAUCUGAACAGUUCGUCCUGUCUGCACGUCGGAACGGGAAGGCAAAGAAACUUAUUUCAUCAGUUCCAGGAACGAAAUCACCACUGCUAUUAUGAGUUCAUUUCAGGAGUCGAUCGGUAGAGGAGGAGCGGUGCUGCACAUGUGGAACCAAUGGGCAGUCCAGAUACUGGUCUUGACCAGCUUCUCCUUGCAAGUAUUCCUCUUCCUCGUCGGUGGAACCCGUCGGCGCGGCAGCUCCACCGUGCUGAGGGUCCUCCUCUGGUUGGCGUACCUGACGGCCGAUACCGUUGCAACAUACACCCUCGGCCACCUGGCCAUCACUAGCGGCUCACAUCUGCACCAGCUCUCGGUGUUUUGGGCACCUUUCCUGCUGCUGCACCUGGGCGGCCAGGACACCAUCACCGCCUACGCCUUAGAGGACAACCGGCUCUGGCUGCGUCACCUGCAAACUCUCGUGCUGCAGUUCCUUGGAGUUGCUUAUGUCCUCUAUAGGUGUUUAUCUGGCAGCUGGGGAUUGGUGACUGCAGCCAUAUUGAUGUUCAUACUUGGUGCUGCCAAGUAUGGGGAUAGGAUAUGGGCACUCAAGUGCGCUGACAAUAUUGGCAUCGACGGCCUCACAGACAAGUACUGCCAUAAGGUGCUUAAUAACCGUUACUUGGAGGUUUCUGGGAUGGAGGAGGAGGAGAUGGUUAAGCAGGGAGCUCACAUCUUGCUUAGCAUAUGCGUGUCCCAGUUCAACGACUGUACGCUAAAGAAGACAACAUUGUACCAGUAUAAAACCCUGGAGUAUUUGGUCGGCAGCAAGAAGAUAUACAGUGUAAUUGAGAUGGAGCUGUCGCUGAUGUACGACAUGAUGUACACCAAGGCCGGGGUGAUCCACACUUGGUACGGACACGGCAUCCGCCUCUUCUCGGUGAUUACCAUUGUCCACGCAUUCGUACAAUUUCGGUUCUUUAUCAACAAGGAUGGUUACCGCAGAGUAGACGUGUAUAUCACUUACAUCUUGGUGGUUGGGGCCUUUGUCCUUGAGAUGACAUCAUGGAUCAUGGCACUAGGGUCGACGUGGGCACGCCAUUUCCUGUACAUUCGGGGAUGGAACCGGCUUUACCGUGUAACUGUGUCUCUUCGCCGGCUUGUCAAUGCAGUAGGAUGGAGGAUGUGGUCAGGCAACGUUGGGCAAUUCAACCUCUUUAAGUAUGCACAAGAGCAUGCAUCCAUGGACAUGCAUAAACUGAAGGACUUGGCUCCUCCCGUGCACAUUUCUGCACCUACCAAGGACUUGGUGGUGAAUAUGAUCACCAAGAUAGUGGCGAGGCAUGGUGGCGAAGCGGAUGGUUUGUAUUCCUUGAACCAGAAGGCGGAGAACUGUGAGCUCCCUGUACUUGACUGUGAUUUUGACACAAGAAUCAUCAUUUGGCACAUCGCCACUCAUGCUAUUCUUCUCUGGAUCAAGGACAAAGAGAGGCAACGAGAUGAUCGCAACUACGAGAAGGCAAUCAAGACGCUGUCCAAUUACAUGGUGUUUCUCCUCGUGAAGCACCCGGAGAUGUUGGUGGCCCAUACUAGCCGCCAAUUGUGCCUAGAAGCCUUGAAUCUGCUCAAAUUUGUGGACACAAACGGACUCGCCGAGUAUCUUUCACAGGACACUCUGCCUGUGCAGGGGCCGCUGAUGAAGAAUGACCCUUGUGUCAGGGGAAUGGCGCUUGCCAAGAGCCUGGUCGGUAACGAAUGGGAGAGGCAUCACCUGCUGGAGGUGGUAUUUGGGGCUUGGGUCGUGAUGUUAUGCUACGCAGGCAGCCACUGCAACAGGGAUUCCCACGCUAGGAGGCUGAUCGAGCAGCGGCGGCGAGUUUCUAACCAUCGUGUGGCAGCUAGCAGGGCACCUCUCCCAUUAUGAGAGAGAGAAGCACGAGCAAGCUCGGAAAGAAGCUAGUAUAACAAAGUGGCGUGAGGAAGAUAGAAAACACACCAUGCGUCUGAGGAGACCUUUGAUUGGCCGAGGGGAUGGGAUGCUACAAAGAGACGUUGAACUUGGAGCAACUUCCUACUCUCAUAUCGACCAAGGCAACAGGAGCAAUGCAGCUCCUGAUACCUGAGGGUUGUUCUGCAUUAUGCCCGCAGUUAUAAAAGGAUUUGAGUAGGUCGGUAGGGCAGCUUGCGUUCAUGAUACAUUUUGCCUUCUGCCCUACAGGCUUUAUUCGAAGCGAGUAAAUUCAGUGGGCAUGUAUGUCAUGAAACAAGCUCGCAAAGCAUUUCAAGACUAUUACUGCAGGGGCCUAGCAAAAUGGCUUGGGUGGUGCAGGAAGUUUCUGAAUCGAAGUUUUAUUCAUCUGGCUUGACCGGUAAUGUUAUCCCUUUGAUCGAUCUGUAGACUGUAGUAGGAGUGAAGGCACUUGUUGCUUUAGUUAGUGCUUUUUGUAUGGUAUGUUAUCUAGUUUU